GUCGUGCCGUAAGAGCCGUACGCACACUGCUCCAAUGGAAGUUGCCGACGUUGCCAAGUCGUUCGUCCAGUCGUGCACCCUGCAGCCGUCGCACGAGGAUUCGACCGCCUCGUCGUCGUUUGCCCAGCGACAACUGGACGUCCUCAAUGGCUUGGUCGGCUCUCGGGACUUGAGUUUUUUCGCCAGCCGCAGCAGGCUGGCCCACGAGUGCAUCACCUGCUGCAUCGCCAUCCUGUUGGAGGUGCAGCCUAACCUGCAGCUCUCCGGGAAGGUGCUGACUUUGCUGCAGCACUUGGCCAAAAAGCCGCAGCUGCUGGAGUGGCUACGAGACGAGUUUGAGCUGCACUCUGCGCUUGCGGAGUUCUUUCAGAGCCGGGCCAUUGAGGACAAUGUUCAUCUGCAGCUACAGGUCAUCCAGCUUCUUCGAGAGCUUUGCUACAGGCACCAAGUGACAUUGACCGAGUCCAAGCUUGGCUACCUCAGUGACUUUCUCUUUAAACAAAUGGACUCGGGGGACCAUGAGCUGUUCCUGCCAUGCCUGGAACUUCUCAACCACCUUUCGUGGAGCACGUUGGCACAGCAGUACAUGAAGAUAAUGCCGCAGCUACCAGAGUUGUGCAAGUCGUUAGUUCCAAAGACCACAUAUGACAACAGUUGUGUGGUUAUGCACACGCUGGCCAUUUUUGCUAACCUCUCCCUCGACCAGUUCAUCAGCAACAAGAUGUUCAGCCAGUCGAUCAAGCAGACACUUCAGGUUCUCCUCUGCACGGUUGUGUCAAACAACAUUGAGGCCAGGAGGAUCGCCACUGACAUUCUGGAGGAUGUGUUGAACAAUCGGGAGCGCAGAGUAUGCGUGCUGAAGUACCACAAAAUGAUGGUCUCGUGUGCCUCGAAGGUGGCUGAGAAGCAAGUACAAAGGGAACCUGAGGACUUGCGAGCGACCAUCAAUCUUCUUGUGGUCAUCUUAUCGGUCCCCGAGCUUCUGGAAGAAUAUGUUGCUCGAACGCCCAGCACAAUUGAACCACUGCUGUUUCUUCUCAUUGCUGCUGUUGAGGAAAACGUUGGCUCCCUUGACGUGGUACACACGAGCAUCAAGUUGGUCACGUUGCUCACCAAGGAUAUGUGCGCCCAGAACCUGCUUGUCGCCCACAACGCACCCGUGUCGGGAUUCCUGAAGGCCGUGACGGUAGUCCUGGUAGCCCUGCAGGACAAGGAGGUUGACGGCCUGUACUUUGCCCCGGAAAUGUGCUUGGCCAGCCUUCAGCUGUUUCGCGCCCUGACUGACUCUGGUAUCUGUGGUGAGACCAUCAUCAAGCAGUGCCUCACAGUGGAACACAUCAGGGCCCUCCUGAAGCCUUACCUCGCAAAGGACCCUCAAUGCAUUCAAGAUGCAUGCAUCCACAAACAGGUGGAGGUUGUGACGACAUGCCUGGACUUCCUUCGGCAGCUCACGACCAAGCUUGAGAAUGCCGAGGAGUGCCUCCAGCAGCUGCUUCAGGAACCCGCGACAGCGAGUUACCUGUCGAUAGCCCUGUGCCUGACGAAAGAGAACAUCGUCAUGCCUGCUUUCAACCUCACCGUGAUGGCCAACUUUCAGCAGGACUUUAGCCGGGAAAAGUUUGUUCAGUCUCUGGUUUCGGUCAACCGCAAGAGGAAGGCUCUCGAGUCUCCAGCGAAGCGUGACAAGCCUCCCCCACCUGUUGUUGCUGGAACCAUGGCACGUCCCGGCGUUCCCGUCAACAACCACAACAGGCGCCUCUCCGUCGAGAACAGCAUUGAGAGGAUCUCGCGCAGGCUGGAACAGAGUUUCGAGAUAGGUGAUCUGAAGCAGUCCGAGAUCCUCGCUGUCUACGAGAACAAGAUCUGCAAGCUUAAAGCUCGCGAAGAAGAGCUUCUGCAACUCCUAGAGGCAAAAACUGCGGCUCUCCAGCAGUCUGAUCGUCUGGUAACAAAGUACACGUGCAUCGAGGCCAAGAACGACGCUGAGGUGGAAGAGUUGCGCAGCCUUUUGAGGGCGUCCGAACGGCGCAUUGAAGACACCGAGGAGAGGAUGACUGAAAUGGAGAAACGCACCGAAGAGACUGCACAGAGCUUGAAGGCCUCUCGGACCAAGAUCAAAGCCCUGAAAGCCCAUGUUGAGGAGUUGGAGCAGAGAAACAAUGACCUCGACGUGAAAGCGAAAAGGCACGAAGUGGUUCUGAAAAGCCUGGAGUCGGCGCAGCAGGAAAUCCAGUCGCAGAAGGAGAUGAUUACGAUGCUCCAGAAGCACGGCGAUUCGAUGAAACUCAAGCUAGAAGCGCUUACCAAGGCAAACGAAGAGCUUGAGUUGGCUAACCAGGAUCAAGAGAAGCUGCUCAAGGAGCACGAGGCCAAAAUGAAAGACCAAGCAAAGUGCCUGCACAAGCUACAAGGGAGCUUGGAAGAGAAGAUGGCCCUUGUGAAAGCUCUCAAGGCAGAGCUCAAGAGCAUUAAUGAGGCUAGCAUCACCCUCCAAAAGGAGAACAGUGCACUGGAGCAACAGGUGCAAGCUCUCGAGGCGAAGUGUCAGAAGAAGGACGAGGCACUGCAGAGCAGGACCAACCAGCUGACCAAGGUGACUGCCGACUUGGACAAGCUGAAGAAGAUGCAAGAAAUGAUCCAGAGCAUCAGCGCUGGCAUCCUGUGAUGCAACCAUCACCAUGCCUCCCUAUGACAAACUUUUAACUUAUCGUGUGCCGUUUUUUAGUAUUUUUAUGACGUGGGCCUUGGCAUUGUGGCAAGUCGGGUAGAAGUAAUCUGCAUGGUAACACUUGUAUAAACUGCAAAUCAUGUUCAUUGAUUUUAACAUAUUUAUUGCUUCAAUUUUUAUCGUUCUGCAUUCCGACUACUGACGUUGCUGCCUUGAUGAGGCCAGAAUAUUUUAUACAUAUAAAUUAGAAAUGGACCAUCUGCAGUAAUUCUUGCUUGUACAGAUGUGUAUCCUUACGAAGAAACUGAAUGUAUCGGUUUUUAUACAUGCAAUAAAUUUUAAGAGGACUA
Dermacentor silvarum is the source of this 3018-nucleotide messenger RNA. RefSeq names its product protein CIP2A. The transcript has 21 exons. Lineage: Eukaryota; Metazoa; Arthropoda; Arachnida; Ixodida; Ixodidae. The record is from RefSeq and is a predicted model, not a curated record. The coding region runs from base 35 to 2665 and encodes 876 amino acids.